Molecule: messenger RNA, 2427 nt
Organism: Aspergillus pseudotamarii
Lineage: Eukaryota; Fungi; Ascomycota; Eurotiomycetes; Eurotiales; Aspergillaceae
Product: WD40 repeat domain-containing protein
Exons: 3
Coding region: 138-2267 (709 amino acids)
Biological process (GO): proteasome-mediated ubiquitin-dependent protein catabolic process
Cellular component (GO): nucleus
Molecular function (GO): protein-macromolecule adaptor activity; protein binding
Source: RefSeq, a predicted model, not a curated record
GUGAGCAUUGCUGGACAAGAAUUAGUCCUGCCAGCUCCACUAUGCAUCUGUCUUCUGCCACUUAGCCCCAACACCCUCUUUUCCCUCCACUCGUUCCUGUAGAAUGUCUCUGCCUGCCUGCUUCUCUUGAUGGCACAAUGGUUGGCAGUCAUGAUCUCCCCGAAGUACCACGAUCCGAACCUGUUUUCCCUCCACCGUCGCAGGAGUUCCCUUCCUCUCCGCCGUCCAUAGUAUCAGAUGCUGGUGUCCGACGCAAACCCAAGAAACCUCCUCCUGUCACUCCACGGUCAUUCAAGAGAUUUUUCACACCUCGUUCCAUGCUCAAUGGAGGGAACGCUACUAGCGAUGUGAGGACGAAUCGACAGGCCUUGAAGGCUCUGAGUUCUCCUGCUGUCAAUCGCCUGGGACCGGCUUUUACAAGAACGCUAAAGGCUGUUGUGGCUAGGCCGGAGCCUUCGGAAACCCUUCGCACUCCUAGUCGGAAGCGGAAGUUCUCGUUUUCUUCGAUUGGCUCUCUUCAGUCAUCGCCUUUAAGAAAGGUCCGCAUGAGAACUCCAGUUCAAGAUGACGAAGAGGUGCAUGUCACAGUUCGCGACCUCGAUGUGAACACUGCGAUACGAACGAGCGAACCGAAGCCGCAUGUUAUCGCUAAACCGCUUCGUCAAGUAUCACCUGUUCGACGAUCGCAAGCAUUGCAGACGUCGGGACAAUUUUUCAUGCGGAGUGUCCUUGGUGCACGGGCGAGCCGGGUGACUAUUAGAUCUAAUUCUGGAGCUGAUUGGCAGGAUUUGACAUCGACAUUCUACUCGCGACCUUCUGACAGCCAUACCUGUGCUAGUUCUUCCGGGGAUCGUCUUGCUCUUCCCUUUUGUACCGCAUCUUGCAACACGAAUACUCUCGUUGCAGUAGGCGAUGAAGAAGGAGGUAUUCGACUGUUGGAUUCUGCUAAAUAUGACAAGAAUGGCUUUUCAAAAGCCUACCUUUCAUUUCGACCCCAUAUGAAUGCCAUUAUGGAUUUGGAGUUUUCAUCAGAUGAUAUGCUGCUCGCAACGGCCUCUGGAGACCAAACGGCCCUGGUCAUCGAUAUGACUACACAAAAACCGAUAUACUGUUUGUCGAACCAUGUUUCUUCCGUAAAACGGGUGCAAUUUCAACCAUCAGCCAACAACAAAGUCCUCGCAACUUGUAGUCGCGAUGGUAAUGUUAAUAUUUGGGAUCUUCGCUGCAAAGGCUUUGAGAAACCUGCCCUUCAAGUUCGAUGCUCGCUCGAAUCCGACUCUGAGUAUGCAGCUGCUCCCGUCGCCCCCAAGAUGACUUAUCCUCAGGUUCUAAACACAAUCCACGGUGCUCAUGCAUGGAUGCCUCAAACCCCCGCUUCUGAGAAGCUUGAGCCUCAACUUGGGCGCUCUGACAUCACUGUAACUUCCUUGGCCUUCCUUCCGCCUGGCCGCGAGAACCUAUUCGUCACAGCAUCUGAAGCCAAUGCCUGCGUCAGGCUAUGGGAUCUGCGGACAGCACAUAACAACCGCCGGGGAAGACCGGUCCUUCCUCUUUCGACUACACGAGAACCCGAUAGUCACAUUAAAUACAGACGCUUUGGACUCACUUCCAUGACAUUAGGCGGAGAUGGCUCGAGACUCUACACAUUAUGUCGCGAUGGUACUGUGUACGCUUAUUCGACGUCUCAUCUGAUCCUCGGACAUGCGCCGGAGCUCUCUCUAAACAAUGACCGCCCACGUCGUUCGGGAGGAUCCGACAAAGAGGGUCUCGGCCCCCUCUACGGUUUCCGUCAUCCUCGUUUGCAAGUUGCGUCAUUCUAUGUCAGGACAGCGGUGCGAAAGGCCACUGGUGAUAAGCCGGAAAUGCUGGCUGUUGGAAGCAGUGACCAGUGCGCUGUUCUAUUUCCCACCGAUGAACGAUUUCUUCAUUCCACUCCCAAACCGGCUCGUGAAGUUGAUCUUCCUCGGAACCCAAUGCACCUCACUCGCUCGGGUUUACGUCGUACAAAUUCUGGCUUGUCUGGGAAAUUGGAAGAUACUAUACCGAUAUACCAAUCCGGAACGCCCUUGAUCGAAGGUCAUAAGAAAGAGGUAUCGGCUGUGUCAUGGACUGUAGAUGGUGAGCUCAUCACAGUGAGCGAUGACUACAGUGCUAGGUGCUGGCGUGAGGGGCCCGACGCCAGGGACCUUCGGAUAGGUGGUGAGGUGGAAGGUAGACGAUGGCGGUGUGGUUGGGCUGCUACGAAAGGCUCAUAUGAUGAUGAAUGAUUUUCUUGCGAAGGCCACGGAUUGAUUGUUUUUAUUUUUUUGUUAUUCAAGCACUGGGGCGUCACGGCUUCAUUGUCAUUUAGCGGGCGUUUGAUUUUGUUUUAGAUGGUAUUGUGUGGCGUUUAUUAGAGAGUACGUGGCAUAGGGAAGGACGUACUUG